AAAAAAAAAAAAAAAUCAAGAACCUUGAAAUAAUAUCCAAGCCAUGAUUCCAGGUGAGAUUACAGGAAUUCACUAUUUUUCGCCGGAAAAUCCAAUUCCAUUCUCAGGUUUUCUACAUCAGAACAACAUUCCAAGCUUCCAUUUCAAUACGCUAUUGACAAACUUUCAUCAGAACUCUCCAUUUCCUCAACCUGUUCAGGAUUUCACUACUCAGACCUCAAGCCUGAGCAACAACUCAACUUCUGAUGAAGCUGAAGAAACCCAACUCAGCAUAAUAGACGAAAGGAAACAGCGAAGAAUGAUUUCGAACAGGGAAUCUGCUCGAAGAUCGCGAAUGAGGAAACAGAAACAUUUAGAUGAGCUAUGGUCUCAGGUUGUUCGUCUCAGAACUGAGAAUCAUAACCUGAUGGAUAAACUGAAUCAUGUUUCUGAAUGUCAUGACCGCGUUCUUCAAGAAAAUGCAAGACUUAAAGAAGAAGCUUCUGAUCUUCGCCAAAUGCUAACUGAAAUGCAAAUUGGUAGUCCUUUUACUGCUACUGCUUUAAGAGAUCUUGAAGAAGUAGUUCCAUGCAACACAGCACACUUAAGAGCUGAAGCAUCAAACCAAUCCAUCUCUAGUACUAAUGUAGACUUGCUUCGUUAAAAAAAAAUAAAUAAAUAAAGAGAGAUGGAAAUUUUCUGUAAUAAUUAGUUUUAUUUUCCUGAUGUUUAUUGGUCUGAAGAUAUACUGUACUAGAUCAGAAAAAAAGAAAAGCUGCAAUAACAGCUGAGUUUUUUGAUCAGUCCAUUACUGAAUUAUGUAUGAA
Jatropha curcas is the source of this 806-nucleotide messenger RNA. It is a transcript of the gene BZIP, whose product is annotated as basic leucine-zipper 8. Lineage: Eukaryota; Viridiplantae; Streptophyta; Magnoliopsida; Malpighiales; Euphorbiaceae. The record is from RefSeq and is a predicted model, not a curated record. Gene Ontology annotation, molecular function: DNA-binding transcription factor activity. Gene Ontology annotation, biological process: regulation of DNA-templated transcription.